CAUGAAUACAUUUGCAGCUUUAAUUAUCUCGGAUCUGAAAAAAGCAUGGUACAUUGAAAAAGUGAAACAAGCUCAUCCAAUGAACUACAGGCACAGCUUCGCGAAGUCUUUAUUUCGGCGUUUUUACUCCGUAUCCACAUACAUGUGUUAUACAAGUAGCGUUGCAGCAGUGAAAUAAUUAGUCUCGCGCUCGGAGGACCUCAUUAAGUACAGAGCGAAUGCGCGACAGUACUUAUAUAUACCUGUAGGUGUAUUACAUUUCCGCAACGCCACGCAAGCAAAUAGAAGCAAGGCCUUAUUUCAGUGAGUGCACCUUCCCGAGUACAGUCUACUUCCAUCUCCGGUAACUGAUCUUUAUUUCUGAUCGCAAAUAAAAAACUGUCCAGCCGAAUUUCCGAUUAAAGAUAAUAAAUUGAUCUUGGGCCAAAGACAAGACACCCAAGUGAAGCAUAUCCUGGAGUAAUUUCCGGGAGGUAUUAGGAGCUAAAGUUCUCUUGUAAAUCCUGGAAGAUGUAUAGUGUCCACGUGACACCAGGGAAAUCCUCUGACAGGCAGAGCACUUCGAAGCAUUCACGGAAUCCAGAGAGCGAGAUCAUUUACAAGAGCCAACGAAGAGAAUCCAUCCCUGCGAAGGUCUUCAACUACAUCCGCGCUCAGUUCCAAGCCGAGGGUAUUCCUGAGGACGAACUUGAAGAACUCGGGGGCGUUUUAGGGGGUUCUGGGGGUGGUGCCCUGACAUUAGGAGGUCGUCAUAGGCCUGAAGAGUUGACCACCCUGGCGGCAACUACGAGAUUCACCAGGAAGGAGAUCCAGCUGAUCUACAGGGGUUUCAAGCAAGAGUGCCCAACUGGUCUCGUCGACGAGGAAGCCUUCAAGCAGAUCUUCUCACAGUUUUUUCCUCAGGGUGAUGCGAGUCAGUAUGCUCACUACGUUUUCAACACCAUGAAGCGGAAACCCUCUGGCAAGAUUAGUUUUGAGGAGUUUCUGACUAUACUAUCCAAGGUAUCCAGAGGUUCCGUCGAAGAGAAGCUACAAUGGGUCUUUGGACUCUACGAUCUGGAUGGUGAUGGAUUGAUCAGCAAGGAAGAGAUGCUUGGCGUCGUGGGAUCAAUCUACGAGAUGCUGGGACGUUACACACAGCCACAAAUAGUUGAGCCACAGAUGGCCGCGCGUGAACACGUGGAUCGUAUAUUUCACUUAAUUGACGCGAACAAGGAUGGCGUGGUGACGAUUGAGGAGCUGGUCCAGUGGUGCUCCAAGGAUGAACAGCUUCUGCGAAGUCUCGAUACUCUCGAUACCGUCUUGUGAGGACUGUUAGCUCAGUUAUAAAUUCAAACCACAUACCACUCUCGAUUAACAUAAGGAGGGAUGUAUGAAGAAUUUCUACAACCUCUUUGUAGACGCCAAUCACAGACACGUACCCACAUAAACGAACACAUACACCGUGUAACCCCACUCGUUGCCUUUCGUCGCGAUCGAUCUCAACGUCAAAACCUCCCCUAUGGAGUGGACAUCCCUUACUGGGACAAUUCUUUGGGCGAUCAACCCCUAUCAUUCAUAGACUUUCCCCCUAACAAACAGCACGUUACCUUAUCAUAGGAUAACCUUUAUAUAUCUCAAAAGGACUGAUUUCUACUUUUUCUCAUAUUCUACCCAGUCCUUUCUUUUGACCACUUUUGCUAUCUUCCCCCUGUCAAUACAGUCCCUUUGGAAAGUGCAAGCAUGUUAAACAAAUAAUCAACAGCAACUAUGGUCCAAAUAAGAUUUGCCAAAAAUUUUUUAAAGUUACCUUAUAUAAAUAUACAAGAUUGUUCAGCUCAGUUGAAUUUAACAAUUGUCACGCAACCUCCUUAAUCAGUACUUUGAUCAGAUUGCAUGAUAAUUGUCAAAUGCCACUAACACAAUUUAGUUGAAUAACUCUUUACGCGUGCGUAUCGUACCUAACCUACCCUGUCUUUCAAAGAGUGACGAACGAUAUCGUUCACUUUAUUAAACAGUAUUAUUUAAAAAAUUCCAUUAAAAAUGGAACUCGCGUGCGACUUCACCUUCCGUCUUACAUGCGUGCAAACGCGCGCGUCUUGUAAUCGCGUGGAAAUGGUACCUUAAAAAAAUUUUGACAAAGUUACUCCUUAAUCCGUAAUCUUUUUCCCAGCUGCGUUAUUAACUCGACUUUUCUGUACUAUUCUCUAUUUCGCAUUUUAGACCAACUUAGGAGCGUAGCUGCGACUGCGAAGCAGACUCUUGCUAUUGGCUUAGUGGUGGCACAAAGGUUCAAUGAGAAAGAAACGAAGACGAAGCUACGUAGAAUGCGAAUGAAAGCCACCGAUUAUACUUAGAGCGUUUUUUUAGAUGAUCUAGCUGGCGUUUGACCAAACAAAAUUUAAAGGAACAAAAAGAAAAAGAAAAAAAAAAGAAGAAAUUACUGCGGUCUAUCGCGGCUGCACCUCGUGUGAUUCUCCUGUACCUUACUACUAUUUAAUUAUUACUGAAUGAUAUUAUACAUACAUUAUAUAUAUACGUCAUUGCGAUAUAUUAUACGAUUGAAUUUAUUAAAAAUAUUUCACGAGUCUAUUGAACAAAUUCUAUGAAGUGUAUAUAUACAGACAAAUAUACAUAUGUAAAGUACAUAUACAAAUAUAUACAUAAAUGCAGCAAUAUUAACUCUAAUGUUAAUAACGUAUAUGUAUAUAUCUAUAUGUAUAUAUAUUAUAUAAAGAAUAGUGAAAAAGACGAUGAUAUUACCUUUGUACCUCGUUGUGCUCGCUCGUUGAUUAUAUAUGAUAAUAAGGAUGAUGAUAAUAAUAAUAAUGCAAUUCUGGCAAUAAUUCGGAAA
This is a messenger RNA of Cephus cinctus (wheat stem sawfly), 2833 nucleotides long. Its product is annotated as Kv channel-interacting protein 2. The transcript has 5 exons. Gene Ontology annotation, molecular function: calcium ion binding. The coding region runs from base 511 to 1308 and encodes 265 amino acids. NCBI's taxonomy places the organism in Eukaryota, Metazoa, Arthropoda, Insecta, Hymenoptera, Cephidae. The record is from RefSeq and is a predicted model, not a curated record.